UAAAAAAAUUGCUCGUCAAAAUCCUUGAUUAUAGGUGUGUCCGCCUGUCCCCUUGAAACGCAAAUAAACUCUCACUCUUCUCCCUUUUCACUACACUCUCUCUCUAUCAUUCAAUCUCCUUAUUUACAACUAACUAAUAAUUCAACCCCUCAAUCCAUCCUCAUGGAAGCUCCCCAACUAACAUUCUCUCAUGAAAACCGCCACUCCUUCGAUUCCAAGCCCGGCGCUGCCGACCAUUUCAUGGUGGAGGAUCUUCUCGACUUCUCUAACGAUGAAGAUACUGCCAUUUCCGACGCUUUUGAUAAUGUCACCGGAAACUCCGCUGAUUCCUCCUCCGUCACUGUCGUUGACACCUGCAAUUCCUCCGCUUCCGAACCUGCCUUUAAUGCUGCUAACGCUGGCACCGACGCUGCUAAUUUCUCUAACGACCUUUGCGUGCCGUACGAUGAUUUAGCGGAGCUUGAAUGGCUAUCAAAUUUCGUGGAGGAAUCUUUUUCAAGCGAAGACUUGCACAAACUGCAGCUCAUCUCCGGCGUCAAAACUACACCUGACGAGUCAUCGGAAACUCGCACCGCCGUAGCUACGAAUACUAAUAAUAACAGCUGCGAAGAUAACCAUAACAACAGUUCAAUUUUCGACUCUGAAGUAUCAGUACCGGCGAAGGCACGUAGCAAGCGGUCACGAGCAGCACCAUGCAACUGGGCUUCGCGGUUGUUACUUCUCUCUCCGACGACCUCGUCAUUAUCGGAGGCGGAAGUGAGUAUGGGUCCGACCCAUCAUCCAAACACUGGGAAAAAGACAGUAAAAGCUUCGGGGGCGAAGCGGAGAGACAAUAUUGAGAAUGGAAAUAAUGGAGGAGAAGGACGAAAAUGUCUGCAUUGUGCCACCGACAAAACGCCGCAGUGGCGGACUGGGCCAAUGGGUCCGAAAACACUGUGUAACGCAUGUGGUGUGAGGUACAAGUCGGGUAGGCUUGUGCCAGAAUACCGACCCGCUGCGAGCCCGACUUUUGUACUGACCAAACAUUCCAAUUCUCACCGGAAAGUGAUGGAGCUGCGGCGGCAGAAGGAGGUGGUUUGGACUCAUCCGCCGCAGCAUCAUCAGCCGUAUUUUCAUCAUCAUCAGAGUAUGGUGUUUGAUGUACCCAACGGUGACGAUUAUUUGAUUCACCAACACGUGGGCCCAGAUUUCAGGCAACUUAUCUAGUACUGCUGGCAGGUUACUCAGAUUUUAGUUUUCAACAUUUAAUUUAGCUAUUCUUCUAAUUUACCAAGCCCUAAUUUUGCAUAACUUUUAAUUUUUCUUUUUAGACUGUUUAAUUCUGUCUUUUUGGAGCCUCAUUUGGCAAACUCUCUGGAAACUCAUUUUUUGUUAAUUUAGAUACAUUUUUCUUCU
Messenger RNA from Mercurialis annua (annual mercury), 1395 nucleotides. RefSeq names its product GATA transcription factor 12. Gene Ontology annotation, biological process: positive regulation of DNA-templated transcription. Gene Ontology annotation, cellular component: nucleus. Bases 163 to 1206 code for a protein of 347 amino acids. Gene Ontology annotation, molecular function: zinc ion binding; sequence-specific DNA binding. NCBI's taxonomy places the organism in Eukaryota, Viridiplantae, Streptophyta, Magnoliopsida, Malpighiales, Euphorbiaceae. The transcript is spliced from 2 exons. The record is from RefSeq and is a predicted model, not a curated record.